Malaya genurostris is the source of this 2879-nucleotide messenger RNA. RefSeq names its product protein DEK (gene Dek). Gene Ontology annotation, molecular function: histone binding; DNA binding. The transcript is spliced from 9 exons. The coding region runs from base 31 to 1833 and encodes 600 amino acids. The record is from RefSeq and is a predicted model, not a curated record. NCBI's taxonomy places the organism in Eukaryota, Metazoa, Arthropoda, Insecta, Diptera, Culicidae. Gene Ontology annotation, cellular component: nucleus. Gene Ontology annotation, biological process: regulation of double-strand break repair; chromatin organization.
CGAAUUCUUCAAGUUUGAUAUUUUGCUAACAUGUCGGCAAACGCCGAUAAAGAGAAAAAUUCAACAAAAAUGGCUGAAGAUCGUGAGGAAAAGAAAGCGACUAGCCCCAUUGACAAGGAAGAUUCCAAGGUAGAAGCUGGUGCCAUCGAUAAAAAGAAAACCGACGAUAUUGAAGACGGCAACGGCGAAGCCAGUGGAAAGGAAACUGCAUCUGCUGACGAUAAGACCGAAGACAAACUCAAGUCCAAAAACGCAACAGAUGAUAGAAAUGUUGCCGAAGAAGAGGAUGGUGAGGCAGAAGAAGCCGAAGAUGAAGAAGAGGAGUUAGAAGACGAGGAAGAUGAGGCGGAUGAUCAGGCCAAAUCGAAGUCGGCGAAGGUGGCUAACAAAGAAGCGACUGUUGUUAAAGAGAAGUCAAAGCCAGAACAAAAACCUGCCGCAAAAAAUGGCGAAAAAAAAACUAUUCCAACCGGUAAACCGCUUGGAGCCAUCGCUCUGAUCGACGCAAACAUCGCCAAGAGCAAGAUGGAGACAUUACAAACUUUGCAUGUGUUCAUCUUUGAAAAAGAGGGCAAAGCUCCGUUCAUGAAGAAAAAUAUUAAAAAAUUUGACGGUUUCGAGUUUGAUGCCGACUCAGAUGAGUACAAGAAGCGAUUGCAAGCAGCCGAGAAGUUGGAUAUGAAAAAACUUGCUCAAACAGCCGAAAUCCUGGAGUUGGACAUUAAGGGAUCCAAAGAGGAGCUUGCUGAUCGUAUCUUUAAAUUCUUGCUUCAACCAGACGGAGAUGAAGAGCUACCAGAAGAAGAUAUUGACGAAGAGGAAGCAGAUGACGGUGCUGAAGAGGAGGAGGAAGCCAGCGAAGACGAAAAGAAGAAACCGACCAAACGUCCGACAGCUUCCUCUGGUAGAGGUCGUGAGACUUCCAAAGGGUCUGGUGGUAGACCAAAACGAGCUACUGCUGGGCGAGGUUAUCAAGAUAAUUCCUUAUAUGUAGAUUACACCAGUUCCGAAGAUGAAGAGCGGGUAGUGAAACCAAGGGGGCGUCGUCGCAACGAUUCCGACAGUGGAUCUGACUACAAUCCAUCAGCUGGCUCUGAUUCUGAUGCCGGGAAACGGAGGUCUACUCGUGCUCCAGCUCGUGGAAGUCGUGUUUCAGCAAGAAAUCGCCGUAAACAGUCUAGUGAAGAAGAAGAUUCCGACCCGAGUCCAAGCGAUGAUGAUUUCAGCGAUGAUGAACCUAAGAAGAAGAAAGCAAAACCGGUCGCACGGGGCCGGGGACGCCCAGCUGGGCGAGUGGCUGUUGCGACCAAAGGUCGUGGUCGCAAGCGAAAGGCUGAUACCGAGAGCGAAGAAGAAGAAGAUUCGCUGGCAGAAAGUGAGGACAGCGAGAGAGUUCCGAAAAAAUCCCCCGUCAAAAGCAGUAAACCCGCGGAUAAUAACAAGGCGAAGAAUGCGUCCCCCACAAAAGGUAGAGGUAGGCCAAAACGAGAAAUGCCAACCAAGAAAUCAAAACGCGAACAAAGUUCCGCCGAAGAAGAGGACGACGAGGAGCAGGAGCUUGGAGAAAACGAAUCCGAAGAGGAUGAGAAGCCUCUGAAAAAGACCGACAAAGAGGAAACAAAGAGCAAGGAAGUGAAUGAAAAGGAUUCUGCAGCACCUCCCAGUGAGGAUGAUAUCAAAGAAUUUCUCAAAGAGAUCCUUGAGGAAGCCAAUCUAGAAGAAAUCACCAUGAAAACGGUGUGUAAAAAGGUGUACGCCAAGUAUCCGGACCAUGAUCUGUCGCAUAAAAAAGAUUUCAUUAAGGCAACAGUCAAAUCUCUAAUAUCGACGUAAGAAAUCCAAUGUGUGAGGAUUUAUGUUUUUCACAAGUUUAUGCACGUUUUAUCACCUUCAAGAAAUAACUAAUAUUUUACCAUGGAUAUGAUAAGAGCAUACAGUAACGUGAUUCUAACACGUAUUAGGAGUGUCGUUUGACGACGAUCAGUGAUGAGACAAGCAGACAACCUAGACGGAAUGGGAGCUGCGAUGGAUUUAGUAGUCAAAUCAAGUCACAAUCUAAGCAGAGCAAAUUUCAAUUAAGUUCAAAUCCGUUUGAACAGAAGCAAACCAUUAAACAAGAAGCAACCUUCAAUAGAAAGUAGAAGAGCAGUUUAUCAGAAAUGUAAAGUUAAGCGUCAUUUAUGCAAACUGAUCUUAUUAGAACGUAUAUAAAUUUCAAAACUAAAUCGUGGGACGAUUUUCGAUUCAGAUGUACAAAAUUCCAGAUUACAUCAAAGAAUUUUAUACCUGUGAAACAUGUUGCGAAUUUGUUUUCAGUGUUUUUUUUUUCUUCUUUUUUUUUAGUUGUAGAUUAUUGUUAUGUGCAUAACAAAAUUUAAACCUUUUUCCGCUAUCGAACGAAAGUUUAUUGAUAUUUUUAGUCUUUUGAAGCUAUUGAAUGUUGGUCUAACCCUCUCCAAGAUAUUCGUUUUCUGCACUAUGUAAUUAAAAAGAAAACAAAUAAAAUCAAAGAGCAUUAAUUCGGAUCAUGGCGAAUGCUAAAGGCAACAACGUAUAGGACAAUUUUUCGGACCCAAGUUACACCCAAUUUCGGCCUCAAAUCAGAAUCAGAUUGAAAUCGAAAACGUAAACCUCUAGAGUUUUUAAUAAUAAUCAGAGUCGAAAUAACAAAACAAAAUUGUGAAAUAAAUAUACAAAGAAGAACACUAACAAAUUAAGUCGUGUUGAGAUGACGGAUAAUAGUUCUUUUUAUAUCGAGAGUAAUGUAAUAUUAAUAAAUGCUAUAAAAUGAAGUGUUUAAUAUAAUGAAGCAAACGGACAAGAAAGAAGAAACAUUCAAAAAUAUUCAGAUAAAAAUAAACUAUUAUAUCUAGGUGGAA